Messenger RNA from Hypanus sabinus (Atlantic stingray), 6850 nucleotides. RefSeq names its product kinesin-like protein KIF27. NCBI's taxonomy places the organism in Eukaryota, Metazoa, Chordata, Chondrichthyes, Myliobatiformes, Dasyatidae. The record is from RefSeq and is a predicted model, not a curated record. The coding region runs from base 304 to 4560 and encodes 1418 amino acids. Gene Ontology annotation, biological process: mitotic spindle organization; microtubule-based movement. Gene Ontology annotation, molecular function: microtubule binding; microtubule motor activity; ATP binding. The transcript is spliced from 19 exons.
GGAGGCUCGGCUUAAUGGAGCCGGGCGGCAGGUAAGCCCGGGACACGGAGCAACUCCUUGGCGAAUAGCUAAGUGAAAUGUCUCAGCAGCAACUCAACGAUAAAGCGAAACGAGGGGCUCCGGCCGAAGCAUUGCGGAGGAGCAACACUUGCUCUAUGCCACUUCCCUCACCACUAUCCAGAGAGCUAAACAACUCUUCCAUGUGAGUCUACACAUAUCCGAACGUUGAAGAAAAAUAACCUUCAAAAUUCUUGCAUAGAAGUAAAAGAGUUGUUUUAAACAACAAAAUUUCCAAACAUUACAAUGGAAGAGGUUGCAGUGAAAGUUGCUGUGAGGAUUCGGCCUCUCCUUCCAAAGGAGAUCCUUCACAACCAUCAAGUUUGUGUUCGAGUUGUUCCAAACACACAACAGGUUGUAAUUGGGAAAGAUCGUGCUUUUACAUUUGAUCUUGUAUUUGGUCAAAAAUCAUCACAAGAAGAUGUAUACUCAGCUUGUGUAAAGCCUUUAGUGACAUCAGCAAUCGAAGGUUACAAUGCCACUGUAUUUGCUUAUGGACAAACAGGAUCUGGAAAAACAUACACCAUUGGAGGUGGACAUGUGGCUUCAAUUUCUGAUGAGUUGAAAGGGAUUAUUCCACGUACUAUUAAUGAGAUCUUCCAAAAUAUUGCGGAAAAACAUAAUAAUGACUUCAAUGUGAAAGUAUCCUACAUAGAAGUGUAUAAAGAAGAGCUUCGGGACCUUUUAGAGAUACAGAGCACCAACAAAGACAUUCAUAUUCGAGAAGAUGAAAAAGGAAACACAGUAAUCAUUGGCGCCAAGGAGUGUGAAAUUGAGACACCAGAUGAAAUGAUAAGCCUUUUGGAGGCUGGAAAUGCAGCCCGACACACAGGUACCACCCAGAUGAAUGAACAUUCCAGCCGAUCACAUGCCAUUUUCACAAUGUACCUCAACCAAAAACGGCCUAAAAAUGAAUCAGAAUCAAAUAAACAUAAUGACAGACUUAUAGAAGAAUCACAGAUAUCAUUUCAGUUGAUCUCUUCCAAAUUUUGCUUUGUUGAUCUUGCUGGUUCUGAAAGAGUUACAAAAACAGGGAACACUGGUGAACGAUUUAAAGAAUCAAUUCAAAUAAACAGUGGUCUCUUGGCACUUGGAAAUGUGAUCAGUGCCCUCGGAGACCCAAAGAGAAAAAGUAUACACAUUCCAUAUAGAGAUACUAAGAUAACGCGUUUGCUUAAAGACUCACUUGGAGGGAAUGCCAAAACUGCAAUGAUUGCCUGCAUUAGCCCUUCUUCAUCCUCCUUUGAUGAAUCCCUUAACACUCUGAAGUAUGCUAACAGAGCCAGAGACAUAAGAAACAAACCUAUUGUAAAUUAUGACCCGGACUGGGAUCGCAUAGAUGAAAUGGAACUAGAAAUUAAAACACUUAGGGAAGCACUACAGAAUCAACGGACAAGUCUACUCAUACAGGCCAACCAGUCAUCACAAGACUUGUUAAGUCAAGACAAAAAACGGAUCCAUUCUUUGGAAGAGCAGGUGGCCCACCUACAAGAGGAAAGCUAUCAUUAUAAACAUUGCAUAGAUGAAGCCUCAUACUUGCUGUCAGAAGUUAGAGAUACAAACAAUUUGAAAACAAACCAACAACAAAAAAUGAAGGAGUGGUUCAACCUGGUAGAGGAACUGCAAAAUAAAUUGACUGACACAAGUGGUAUCGAGGGUGUUGUUGGAAGUGGAGGACAAGAUUCUCAUCAUAUUACAAUAUUUCAAUUGAAAAGGGAGUUGAAGAAAUGCCAGGAUAGUUUGGCUACAGAUGAAGAGUUAUUCAGUCAAAAAGCUAUGGAGAUGAAGGAAUUGCAGGGGCAAAUACUUGCAUUAGAGCAGGAAAAAGUGGAACUUUUGGAAAUUUUAACAGAAUCGCAUGAAAGAUGCCGCGUUCAGAAUGAUAAAAUGGUUGAACAACAGCUUAUUAUUGAUCAACUCCAGAAAGAAUUACAGGUCCUUAAAUCUGACAAGUUUUCACAUCAUAGCAGCUAUUCAAAUGAAACAUCUUUAGCUGUGACUGCAGCAAGAAGACCUCAUACUGUGCCAUUAUCAAAUAUUCAUAUGAAGUCUUUCAGUAUAAUGCAGUCUCAUCAAACUGAAUCGAUUGCGCGCUCCAGAAAGGUGCACACAAGCCCAACUUCGUAUGCUCUUGAAAGGGUGAUGGCAGAGUUUCGAACACGCACUCAGAAGUUAAUGGAGAAAUUUGAAGAGCAGGAUGAGGUCCUCCACCAUAAAUUACCUGUUGAUAAUGGCAAUAAGGAAGAAAAGAAGAAAGAAAAUGCUAAUGCACAACACUCCAGACAUUCAAUAAAUCAUACUUGGACUCAGAAGCAAGCCUGUAUGAUGAGUGACACAAAGUCAUUUAAAAAAGACUUCCAUGUGACCAGUCUAGGACAAGAUGACAAUGGAACUGACUUUGAGUCACAGAAAGUCUCACAAAAGAAUUCCUCCUCUGAGACUGAGCGCUUGCGUCAAAGUCAGGUAUUAAACAUGAAGAAAUUGAAGUCUGUAGACAUGGAUGUGGCUCAUUCUAAGCAGAAAAUAAGAGAGCUUGCUAUCAACAUUCGCAUGAAGGAAGAGCUCAUCAAAGAACUGGUUAAAACAGGUCAAGAUGCUCAGGCUGUGAACCGACAGUAUUACCAAAAGAUUACUCAGUUAGAAAAAGAUGCAGAGCAGGCUAAGACUGAGCUGACUGAAGCUCAGAAACAACUGCAGGAACUGGAGAACAAAGAGCUCAGGGAUGUUGCAGAAAAAGUAAAAUUGCAAAAGGAAUUCCGCAAGAAGAUGGAUUCUGCCAAAGUUAAAGUUCAGACCUUGCAGAAGAAACAGCAAGAAACAAAGAAGCUGUUUUCUAUGUCAGCACAGAGUGAGAAACGAUUGGUCCAAUUGAGCCAGAAUGUGGACAAUAUGAAACAACAACAACUACUACUCCAGAAAAAAUUACAAGAAGAGAGUGAAAAAAAACGAAAACUGGAAAAUGAGAUUCAAAAAGAUCAACAACGAAUCAAAGAGCUGGAAUUAAAGCGUGAGCAUCAGCAGAAAAUUCUGAAAAGAAAAACUGAGGAAAUUACUCAUCUGAAGAAAAUGAACUACUCACCUGUUAUUUCACAGGAGCAGCAGAGAAUUGAUGAGCAACGUAAAUGGUUGGAUGAAGAGGUGGAAAAGGUUCUGCACCAAAGACAAGCUCUAGCUGAGCUGGAAGAGGAUUUGAAAAAAAGGGAAGUUAUUGUUGAGAAAAAGGAGACCCUAUUGCAGGAGAAAAGCCAAUUGGAAAUCAAGAAGUUGCGUUCCAGCCAGGCUCUGAACAAAGAUAUUUUGAACUUAUCCACUCGUUUAAAAACAAUAGAAAAAGAAUUAUCAGACAAGAGCACUCAACUUCAAACUAGUACCUUGGAAGAAAGUAAAAUAAUCUCAGAAGAGAUACAACUGCUUCAACAGGAACGAACUCAGCUUCUAAAAAGAAGGCAAUGUUUGGAUGAGAAGCUAGAGCUAGGAAAUGUUCUGUCACCUGAGGAAGAGCGAAUGCUACUCCAAUUAGAGGAAGGUAUUGAAGCUCUGGAUGCUGCUAUAGAAUACAAAAAUGAAACAAUUCACAGUCGCCAGCAUUCAUUGAAAACCUCGGACAGUAGCCUUGCCCAGAAUGAGGAGACUGUGAUGUUUAGAUUGGGUGCUUUAUCAGCUGCUGAGACAAGAGUUCUUCUCUGCAGAUAUUUUAAUAAGGUGAUUAGCCUGCGUGAAGUUGAACGUAACUUGCAGGUUCAAUGUGCAGAGAUGUCUGAGAAAGUAACUGAACAUGAGAAUAUGGUACAUGAAUUAGAAUCUGCACUGGAGCGUCUAUCAAUGGAGAUAGACCGACGAUUGACAAUGCAACAGAAGGAGCAUGAACAGAAAAUGCAAUUGUUGUUUCAGUAUUUUAAAGAGAAAAGUGGUGAAGGCUUUGCAGAUGGUAUUAAAGGAUAUGAAUCAAAGAUCCAAGAGCUGGAGAAGGACCUGUACUUUUAUAAAAAAACAAGCAGAGAACUGAAAAAGAAAUUGCGUGAAUUGGCUGAAUCACAGAAUCAGAAAGUGGCAGCAUCACGAAGCAAUGGUACUGGUGAUGCUACAUUAAAUCCAAUAGGUGAUAUUUGCACAAAGGAUCAAAAGUGGGCCUUGAGACCAUCUAAAAGUAUUGAUGAAUAUAAUAGUACUCUUACAAUAUCUGGAGCAAACAGAAACCAAAACUUGUGGGAAGAAAUUUCAGAAACCAUUCAAGGCUCUACAAGAAAGACUUCUGAAGAAGAAGAUUCCCUUGGUUUAGAAGUAAUAGAUGAUGCUCAACAAUCAAAAUGCUCAUCCAAAUCUACUCAAAUUUUUGAAAAGCCUUCACAUAUCAUUACUCCUGUCAGAUUAUCUCGCAAGGAAUUGAGGCAGAUUACUACAACACAAGUGUCCAUGAGGCGUUCAAGUUUCAGUAGCAGUGCAAACUCUGUCCCAAUAGACUCUAUUGAGAUAACCAGAAAAUCCCUGGACUUAAAUACAUAGCAAAGUAUUUUCUAAUUAUAUACCUUGCACUGUUUUUGUUUUGGUGUGGCUCAAACUAAUAAUUUGGUGAGCAACAUAUAUCUUAUUCCAAUUUUCAUAUGAUAGGAGUCAGAAUUGAAAUAGGAUAACUAGCACAGUCAAAAAUACUUUAUGCAGUAAGGUUUCUGUGUUUUCAGCAAAUAGAAGCUGAAAAUUACUGUACGAUAGUUAUCUGCACAUUCAACAAAGAGUGUACUGACAGAAGACUAAUUGAUGUUAUGUGGAGCAAGACCACAUGGUGGGAAUAAAAGAAUGACAAUGCUCUAUUUAAUGGGCUAACUGAAAAAUCCUAUUCUGAAAAACUGAAACAAACUUAAUAACUCUUAAAAUCCAACUUUUCACCAUUGUUGGAAAACAGAAUCUGAACUUACUUGGGUUAAAUUUAAUCAGCUGUUCACAACCGGUAGCUGAAUUAAUGCACUUAUUUGGAUAGUGAACAUCACUUUUCAGUCGGUUUCUUCUUUCAAGAUGAGUUUUGAAAUUAAUACCACAGGCAACAAAAUGACUUGUAAUAUCGUUUUCAACAAAAUUUAUGUAAGAAUUAGAAAGUUUUAUACUUAGUAAUUGUAUUAUCCUAACUCAACUUGUAGUAUGCUUCCAGGUGGUAAAAUAAUGUUCAGCUGCUGUGCUUGUGAUUCAAGCCUCAUUCCAGCAGUCCCCUCUAUAAAGCAGCCACUAAUGCUGUACUGCUUAUUGUUGAUCCAAUAAGACGUUAAAAUAAAGACUCAUCUGUUUGUUCAGGUGGAGAUAAAAGAUCCCAUGCCACUAUUUAUUGAAGGUUAGCAGUAUUCUCCUGUUAUGUUGGCCAUUUUCCUUCUCUUCCUCUAUAAACAGCACCAAAAAUUAUUUGACAGGCCAUAUAUCUUGUUCUGGUGUAAAUUGCUUUUGUAUUUACUUGCUUGACUGAUUACAUUUCAAAAUGAAUUCAUUGACUGUGAAGGCUUUAAAUAAUGUUAGCUGAAAGAGAUCAUAUAACUGUAUUUUCUUUAUUUUCUUUCAUUUGGUUCUCUCUCCAUUUCUGGUGUAGCCAAAAUAAAGUGAAAGGAACAAUAUAUAACAUAUAACAAUCACAGCACGGAAACAGGCCAUCUUGGCCCUCCUAGUCCGUGCCGAACCCUUAAUCUCACCUAGUCCCACCUACCCGCACUCAGCCCAUAACCCUCCACUCCUUUCCUGUCCAUAUACCUAUCCAAUUUUACCUUAAAUGACACAACUGAACUGGCCUCUACUACUUCUACAGGAAGCUCAUUCCACACAGCUAUCACUCUUUGAGUAAAGAAAUACCCCCUCGUGUUUCCCUUAAACUUCUGCCCCCUAACUCUCAAAUCAUGUCCUCUAGUUUGAAUCUCCCCUACUCUCAAUGGAAACAGCCUGUUCACGUCAACUCUAUCUAUCCCUCUCAAAAUUUUAAAUACCUCGAUCAAAUCCCCCCUCAACCUUCUACGCUCCAAUGAAUAGAGACCUAACUUGUUCAACCUUUCUCUGUAACUUAAUUGCUGAAACCCAGGUACCAUCCUAGUAAAUCGUCUCUGCACUCUCUCUAAUUUAUUGAUAUCUUUCCUAUAAUUCAGUGACCAGAACUGCACACAAUAUUCCAAAUUUGGCCUUACCAAAGCCUUGUACAACUUAUGUUGGGAUUAGUAAAUACUUUCAUGUAUGUAUGAAUUCACGCCAAACAAGUGAAAUUAUAUUAUGCUCUCUACUAGCGUGUUAGGGACCUUCAUGGAAUAAGCUUUGGUAAAUAAUUUCAGCUUCACUUAGCCAAAAUCUUAAGCAUUUUGGUCUUAAAUUGCUGUUUACUUAGAAAACCUGUAGCAGCAGAAAAUGCUGAUAUGAGUUUAGGAUUGAAGCAGAUUGUUGAAGCAACCUGCAUUUGUGGUACAGUACCAUAUCUGACCCUGGGAAUGCUUGAAAGUGUCAUUGGAAAACAUUCUAUUUAAUGCUAAUUUUUUUUGUAAAUUGUGGAACUUUCAUUUUGCUAACAAAUAAAGUUUCUUAGGUCAGCAAGUGUCCACAACCAAUUAGGAGUGGUGUUAUUUCCCAGGUGUACAGUGAAUAUAAUAUUCAUUAUGUUUCAAAUGGAGCACACAUUUAGACUUUAUUGUGUCACAGUCAGUUAUUCAGUAUUCUGAAUAUUUUGUUCACUUUUGUAUUUUAACAAGUGUCUUAGUGUAUCAUUUUAAUAGUUGGUUAAAUAUUUUUGAUUGUGCCUGUUAAUUUUAUUUUAAUAAAGCUUUUUGUAUUUCUAUAG